This is a messenger RNA of Linum tenue, 675 nucleotides long. The record is from the annotation of a GenBank genome assembly. NCBI's taxonomy places the organism in Eukaryota, Viridiplantae, Streptophyta, Magnoliopsida, Malpighiales, Linaceae.
GUGUGGUUUACGUUUUUAUUCUGGUUUUGGGAAGUUUGAACUGACUACUGAGUUUUUCUUUGAUUUUUUCGGUUUAUUGGCGGACGAGGCAGGAAGCGAAGCCCAUGGGCGUCUCAGUUCUCAACGUAUUCGGUAACAGUGACUUUUGGCCGGAUGUAUGUCCAACGACAGACUUCCUGGCCGGUUAGUCACUCUACUUUGCAUUUAUUGUUUGGGCCGGGCCGUGGCCGGGAUUGGUUUUUUGGGCCGCGGUGUGGCCGGGUUCGUUUUUUGGUCCGGGCCGUGUUCGGGUUCGUUUUUGGGCCGGGGCGGGCCCGGGUUGUUUUUUGGCCGGGGCGGGCCGGUUGGUUUUAUGGGCCGUGGCGUGCGUUGGUGUUCUCACCUCGACAAUGACAGGUAAAUUCCAGAAGCCAGUAGCAACAAUAGCAACUCUAGCCUAGCUGCUUUGGGUGGGGGAAACAACAUAGGUCUGUUUAUCAAAAGUUAGCAUAAUUGUACUCUGGGUUUUCUCUGUGUGGCUCUGUGAAAUCCCCACUAGAAUCUUUUGAGGCAACUCGAACCAUCCAUGCGUAGAUGUUCUCCUUGUAGUUGUUGCAUUUCACCUUCCAACGUUGGUGUUGACUCUACCAAUCUAAUUUGGAAGUAACUUUCCAUCGCGUAAAUUUUUAUGGCCCU